Messenger RNA from Amphimedon queenslandica, 1556 nucleotides. RefSeq lists its product as uncharacterized. Lineage: Eukaryota; Metazoa; Porifera; Demospongiae; Haplosclerida; Niphatidae. The record is from RefSeq and is a predicted model, not a curated record. The transcript is spliced from 7 exons. The coding region runs from base 672 to 1535 and encodes 287 amino acids.
UAAGGAUUGGAGUACAAGAAGGAAGCCUAUUAUCCUCUGAGACAGUAGAAGCAGCAGUGGUUGCUCUUGUAGGAGGAGAGUUCGAGUUUCCUGCUAAUACUGUGCUAGUGAGUGCUGUGUAUGCAGUAUCACUCUCAAAGCCUCUCCUCAAACGACUCAAGUUAGAGAUACAGCACUGCGUUGAUUUAACAGGACGACCAGGUCUUAGUCGUUAUCUGAAGUUUGCUAUAGCUCCCGUCAACACACCCAGUCUUCCUUACCACUUCUCAGUAGUUGAGGGAGGAGAGUUUAGGUCUAAUAGUGGGUAUGGAUCCAUUCAACGUAAAAAGUUCUGUUUGGUUUGUAUACUGGGAGAAGAUUGGACUAAUGAAGAUUCAGAUUCAGAAGAUGAUGAAAAUGGGAGCAAUGAUGAUUCUUCUAGUCAUUCAUCAGAUUCAUCCAGUGGAUCAGACAAGACAGGUGGUCCACCAGGAGCUAGCAAUGGAGCAGCAAAUGAAUCUAAUCAAGAGGAGGAGGAGGAAGAUGAAGGAGAUCAGGAAUUAGGUGACAAAAUUGAAGCAGUUACUGAAGGAGCAGCAACACCUCUCACUGUAUUUGACAGUAAGAAUGAAUCAGACCCUUCAACCACUGAUAAAUUCAAAGGUGUAGGAAAGGGUAUAACAUACACUGGAAUGCUUUAUUAUGAAAAAGACGGAGUAGAAGAUUUGGUUACCUUCACUGCAGCUAAGAAACUAAAUGCUCUCAUUAAGUACAUCACAAAAAAGCAUUCUCAUGCUAAGACAGGACAGCAUGCUUAUUUUCGUUUUCAAGAUAAAGAUGGAUACAUUGAAUUAAAGUUUGAUGCUCCACAAGAUGAGCCUAUCACUGGAUGGGAUAUUAGGCCUCACAUCAAACCAUGCAGGUUGUAUCGUUGUGAUGUUAACAAUUUUGGUAGCAAAGAGUAUCCUCUUCCUCCAUCUUGUCUGAUAUCAGUGUAUGGAUCACCUGAUGCUGUCCCUACACUACAUUACUCCAUACCACUGGAAGGUGUGGCUGGUCCUGUUUCAUUUUAUAUUCAUCGAUCACUGAGAACUGCUCCUCCUUUAACAGAUUCUACUAUCUCCUCCUCCUCCUCUAAUGUAGUACAUGAAUCAGCGUCAGUAUCAUCCACUGGAAAAGCUAGUCCAUCAGCUACUGUUGAUGUCAAUAAAGUAAAGAAAGUGAUCAAUGAUGUUCUUGUAUCUCAUUAUGCUGAUCUUACUUCUCUACCAAUGGAAGCUGUCUCUGAUCUUGCCAAUAAACUAUUUACUCUUCAUUUGGUCAAUAAUGCUGUCAGAGGGAAUCCUUCAAUAGAGAAGUUUAUUGAUGAGUUCAAGGCUGGUCUUAUUUUUCAGAGGAAGUUACCUCAAGUGGAGGAGCACUGUCAAAAGUUUUUAAACUCGUUCAUUGCUGUUAGUGGCAGUUAUGCUUAUGCAGCAAUAGCUCUGCACCAGGACUGGAUUGAAGCUAUUAGUAAUGAACUGGGGUUUGAUUUUAAUGUUGAUAUUGAUAAUUAGUUUUGUAUUUAUUUCAUUUUG